This is a messenger RNA of Pleurotus ostreatus (oyster mushroom), 1737 nucleotides long. It is a transcript of the gene CDC20, whose product is annotated as ubiquitin-protein transferase activating protein. Gene Ontology annotation, biological process: positive regulation of anaphase-promoting complex-dependent catabolic process; positive regulation of ubiquitin protein ligase activity; anaphase-promoting complex-dependent catabolic process. The transcript is spliced from 3 exons. Gene Ontology annotation, cellular component: anaphase-promoting complex. Gene Ontology annotation, molecular function: ubiquitin ligase activator activity; protein binding; anaphase-promoting complex binding. The record is from RefSeq and is a predicted model, not a curated record. Bases 1 to 1737 code for a protein of 578 amino acids. NCBI's taxonomy places the organism in Eukaryota, Fungi, Basidiomycota, Agaricomycetes, Agaricales, Pleurotaceae.
AUGUCUUCACUGCACCCAAAGACACCGUCUCGUCAAAGAGCUCGUUCUGAGGCGAAAACUCCUCUGACACCCUCUAUUCUUUCGGGGAUCAACUCGCUGUCCUUAGCGCCUUCGAAUUCAUCGCCAACGAAGCGUCCGAAAGCACCUCUGAAAUCCAAAUCUUCCACUGGUGCUUUCGAUACUACAAAUCCAUUUAUUGCUUCUGCGAGACCACGAUCUCGACCGGCUUCACCGUCUAAACGCCAGGCGAGCGGGGGAAUCAACGUAGCGGACUCGUUGCAGAGACAAGCAGGAGGAGGUGUCAUUCGCAAAGGCGGUAUUGAAAGCCGAUUAGAUGUGGUUACAAGGGACUAUAUACCGCCUCCACAACCAAAGAGCGAAAUCAGACGGUCCAGGUCAACACCCGCAACGAAUCGAGUUGGCCUUGACCAGAGGGAUCGGUUUAUAACUAGUCGCGAUGUCGACAAAGAGAUCACAGCGCCUCUCGACAUGCUUUCGGUCAACCCGCCAUCUGCCUCCCCUGGACACACCGCCCGGCUUGCUGAAGCAACGGGUGUCCCCGUCAACCGCCGUAUUCUCGGCUACCAUGAGCAACCUCCCCUUCCAUCCAGAGAUACCUCUCUCGCUCAGCAGCGUGAAUUCGCUCGCCCGCUCCACGCUCGCCCCGGUGCCAUCUCGAGCUCAACGGGUGCUACUACCAAUAAAUCACGGAAGAUUUCAACAACACCCGAGAGGGUCCUGGAUGCACCUGGGAUGGUCGACGACUUUUAUCUCAAUUUGCUUAGUUGGUCCUGCCUGAAUACGGUGGCUGUGGCACUGGAGACCAGCACAUAUGUUUGGAGAGCAGACACAGGCGAAGUAACACAGCUGGGAGAAGCACCAGAAGGAGCAUACAUCUCCGCCGUUGACUUCUCGAAUGACGGGGCCUACUUGGGUGUUGGAAUUGGAACGGGCGAUGUGGAACUAUGGGACGUCGAGACUGGACAGAAAUUACGAUCUAUGGCAGGUCACCAGGGCCAGAUCGCCGUCUUAUCGUGGUAUCAGCACAUCUUGAGCUCAGGGUGUGGCGACGGAAGUAUCUGGCAUCACGAUGUCCGCAUGCCUAGACACAAGGUGAUGGAACUGAUGGGACACACAGGAGAGGUCUGCGGUUUGAAAUGGAGGUCCGAUGGCGAGCUCCUGGCGAGCGGUGGUAAUGACAAUGUGGUUAACAUCUGGGAUGCACGCCUGGGUGACGUGGGCGAAGGCGCCAGGGGGACGGCCAAAUGGACGAAAAGGAACCAUACCGCGGCAGUCAAGGCGAUUGCGUGGUGCCCCUGGCAACCUUCUCUGCUCGCUUCUGGAGGAGGAACCAACGAUGCGACAAUUAACGUUUGGAACAGCACCACCGGCGCUCGCCUACACACCGUUCAAACACCUUCACAGGUAACCUCCAUCCUGUGGGCGCCGGGUAAGAAGGAGCUGUUGAGCACCCAUGGUUAUCCGACCAAUUCAAUCAUGGUUCACGCCUACCCAAGCAUGGAUCGUGUGGCUGAGAUUCGAGACGCCCAUGACUCACGGGUGCUUUUCAGUGCUAUUGGGCCCGCGGGUGAUGUAGUUUGCACGGGUGCAGGCGACGAGAAUCUGAAAUUCUGGAGAAUAUGGGAUAACUCUGACCUAAAGAAGAAAAAAGAGGGCAAGGAUAUUGGCGACAGAAGGACGAACUCAACGACGUCGGGUAUUCUCACACUGCGCUGA